AUGCCAUUACUCCUCGCUUUCCUUUAUUACUUUGUCUGCAGUUCUUUUGCAUUUUCUUUGUUCAUCUGCCACCCAAAAAUACCAUUACUCCUCCUUUUCCUUUAUUACUUUGUCUGCGAUUCUUGCAGUUUUUUCUUUGUUCGUCUGCCACCCAAAAUGCCAUUAAUUCUCCUUUUUCCUUUAUUACUUUGUCUGCGUUCUUGCAAUUUUCUUUGUUCAUCUGCCACCCAAAAUGCCAUUACUCCUCGCUUUCCUUUAUUACUUUGUCUGCGAGUUCUUGCAGUUUUCUUUGUUCGUCUACUACCCAAAAUACCAUUAUUCUCAUUUUCCUUUAUUACUUUGUCUGCGAGUUCUUGCAGUUUUCUUUGUUCGUCUACACCCAAAAUACCAUUACUCCUCCUUUCCCUUUAUUACUUUGUCUGCAGAGUUCUUGCAAUUUUCUUUGUUCAAAUCUUCCACCCAAAAUACCAUUACUCCUCCUUUCCUUUAUUACUUUGUCUGCGAGUUCUUGCAAUUUUCUUUGUUCGUCUGCCACCCAAAAUACCAUUACUCCUCCCUUUCCUUUAUUACUUUGUCUGCGUUCUUACAAUUUUCUUUGUUCAUCUGCCACCCCAAAAAUGCAUUAUUUCUCGUUUUUCCUUUAUUACUCUGUCUGCGAAGUUCUUGCAGUUUUUCUUUGUUCAUCUGCCACCCAAAUGCCAUUACUCCUCCUUUCCUUUAUUACUUUGUCUGCGCGUUCUUGCAGUUUUUCUUUGUUCGUCUGCCACCCAAAAUGCCAUUAAUCCCUCAUUUUUCCUUUAUUACUUUGUCUGCGAUUUCUUGCAGUUUUCUUUUGUUCGUCUGCCACCCAAAAAAUGCCAUUACCCCUCGAUUUCCUUUAUUACUUUGUCUGCGAGUUCUUGCAAUUUUUCUUUGUUCACCAGCCACCCAAAUACCAUUAUUCAUCUGUUUCCUUUAUUACCUUGUCUGCGUUCUUGUAAUUUUCUUUUGUUCAUCUGCCACCAAAAUCUCAUGCGUAUCUUUCCUUUAUUACUUUUGUUGCGUUCUUGCAUUUUCUUAACCCUGAUCAAAUACCAUUUUUCUUUUAAGCGUUCUGCUGUGUCCGUUUUCUUUGUUCAUCUGCCACCCAAAGUUGCAUUAUUUCUCGCUUUUACGCUACUUUUUCUCUACUUGUUUUUUUGUUCGUCUGCAUGCAUGCUAUUUAUUUCCUUUUUACUUUGUCUGCAGUUCUUGCAUUCUUGCAAUUUUCUUUAUUCAUCUACCACCCAAAAUACCAUUCUUUCAUUUCCUUUAUUACUUUGUCUGCGCAUUCUUGCAAUUUCUUUAUUCGUCUGCCCACCCAAAUACCAUUACUCCCUCUUUCACCCUUUAUUACUUUGUCUGCAUUCUUGCAAUUUUCUUUUUUCAUCUGCCACCAAAAACCAUUCUCCUCGCUUUCCUUUAUUACUUUGUCUGCAAUUCUUGCAAUUUUCUUUGUUCAUCUGCCACCCAAAAUACCAUUAUUUCUCAUUUUCCUUUAUACUCUGUCUGCGAAUUCUUGCAAUUUUCUUUUGUUCAUCUUACCACCCAAAAAUGCCAUUAUUUCUCCCCUUUCCUUUAUUACUUUGUCUGCGAAAUUCUUGCGAAUUUUUCUUUGUUCGUCUGCCACCCAAAAUACCAUUAUUUCUCGCUUUCCUUUAUUACUUUGUCUGCAGUUCUUUUGCAAUUUUUCUUUGUUCGUCUGCCACCCAAAAUACCAUUACUCCUCGCUUUCCUUUAUUACUUUGUCUGCAGUUUCUUGCAGUUUCUUUUUCGUCUGCCACCCAAAAUACCAUUAUUUCUCCUUUCCUUUAUUUUUGUCACUUUUGCAUUUUCUUUGUUCUGCCACCCAAAAUACCAUUAUUUCCUCGUUUUCUUGUCUGCAGUUCUUGCUUUUUUAUUCAUCUACCACCCAAAAUACUUAUUCUCCUUUCCUUUAUUACUUGUCUGCGAAAUUAUUGCAAUUUUCUUUUAUUCGUCUGCCACCCAAAUACCAUUACUCCCAUUUUCCUUUAUUACUCUGUCUGCAAUUCUUGCAAUUUUCUUUUUCGUCUGCCACCCCAAAUACCAUUACUCUCACUUUCCUUUAUUACUUUGUCUGCAAUUCUUGCAAUUUUUUCUUUGUUCGUCUACCAAAAAAAAUACCCUUCUUUCUCAUUUUCCUUUAUUACUUUGUCUGCAUUCUUGCAAUUUUCUUUUUUCGUCUGCCACCCAAAAUACCAUUACUCCUCAUUUUCCUUUAUUACUUUGUCUGCGCGUUCUUGCAGUUUUCUUUGUUCAUCUGCCACCCAAAAUGCCAUUAUUUCUCGCUUUCCUUUAUUACUUUGUGUGCGAGUUCUUGCAGUGCCUAACAUUUCGUCUACCACCCAAAAUGCCAUUAAUUCUCGCUUUCCUUUAUUACUUUGUCUGCGAGUUCUUGCAGUUUUUUCUUUGUUCGUCUGCCACCCAAAAAUUAUUUCUCAUUUCCUUUUAUUACUUUGUCUUUCCUUUCUUACUUUGUCUGCUGCAGUUCUUGCAGUUUUUCUUUGUUCAUCUGCCACCCAAAAUGCCAUUACUCCUCCCUUUCCUUUAUUACUUUGUCUGCAAGUUCUUGCAGUUUUCUUUGUUCAUCUGCCACCCAAAUACCAUUACUCCUCGCUUUCCUUUAUUACUUUGUCUGCAGUUCUUGCAGUUUUCUUUGUUCGUCUGCCACCCAAAAUGCCAUUACUCCUCCUUUCCUUUAUUACUUUGUCUGCAGUUCUUGCAAUUUUCUUUGUUCGUCUGCCACCCAAAUACCAUUACUCCUCAUUUUCCUUUAUUACUUUGUCUGCAGUUCUUGCAGUUUUCUUUGUUCGUCUGCCCACCCAAAAUGCCGUUACUCCUCGCUUUCCUUUAUUACUUUGUCUGCAAAUUCUUGCAGUUCUUUGUUCAUCUGCCACCCAAAAAUACCAUUAUUUCUCGCUUCCUUUAUUACUUUUGUGUGCAAUUCUUGCAAUUUUUGUUCGUCUUGCCACCCAAAGCCAGCUUCUCCUCCUUUCCUUUAUUACUUUGUCUGCAAGUUCUUGCAAUUUCUUUGAUCGUCUGCCACCAAAAUACCAUUACUCCUCGCUUUUCCCUUUAUUACUUUGUCUGCGAGUUCUUGCAGUUUUUUCUUUGUUCAUCUGCCACCAAAAGCCAUUACUGCUCGCUUUCUGCUUCUUUUACUUUGUCUGCGAUUUCUCUUUCCUUUAUUUUUGUCUGCAGUUCUUGCAAUUUCUUUUAUUCCUGCUACAAAAUACCAUUACUCUCCUUUCCUUUAUUACUUUGUCUGCAGUUCUUGCAAUUUUCUUUAUUCGUCUGCCACCAAAUACAUUACUCCCUCCCUUUCCUUUACUUUGUCUGCAAGUUCUUUGCAAUUUUCUUUGUUCGUCUACUACCCAAAAAUGCCAUUACUCCUCCUUUUCUUUAUUACUUUGUCUGCAGUUCUUGCAGUUUUUCUUUGUUCAUCUGCCACCCAAAAUACCAUUAUUUUCGCUUUCCUUUUGUUACUUUGUCUGCGAAGUUCUUGCAGUUUUUUCUUUGUUAGUCUACCACCCAAAUGCCAUUACUCCUCACUUUCCUUUAUUACUUUGUCUGCGAGUUCUUGCCAGUUCUUUGUUUCUGCCACCAAAAAUACCAUUACUCCUCGCUUUCCUUUAUUACUUUGUCUGCAGUUCUUGCAAUUUUCUUUGUUCGUCUGCCACCCAAAUGCAUUACUCCUCGCUUUCCUUUAUUACUUUGUCUGCAGAGGUUCUUGCAGUUUUUCUUUGUUCAUCUGCCACCCAAAAAAGCCAUUAUUUCUCCUUUUCCUUUAUUACUUUGUCUUCUUGCAGUUCUUUGCAUCUAUUUCUUUGUUCGUCUUUGCCACCUUGCAAAAUUGUACGUUCUCACUACUCUCCUUUCCUUACUUUGUCUGCGAGUUCUUGCCUUUUUUCCCUGCCACCAAAAAUUUAUUUCUCCUUUCCUUUUAUUACUUUGUCUGCGAGUUUUCUUUUUCUUUGUUCGUCUGCCACCCAAAAUACCAUUAUUUCUCAUUUCCUUUAUUACUUUGUCUGCGAGUUCUUGCAGUUUUCUUUGUUCGUCUGCCACCCAAAAAUACCAUUACUUUACUCGCUUUCCUUUAUACUUUGUCUGCGAGAUUGUUGCAGUUUUUUUUUGUUCAUCUGCCACCCAAAAUUACCAUUACUCCUCCACUUUCUUUUAUUACUUUGUCUGCGAGUUCUUGCAGUUUUCUUUGUUCGUCUGCCACCAAAAAUGCCAUUACUCCUCUUUUCCUUUAUUACUUUGUCUGCGAGUUCUUGCAGUUUUCUUUUUCGUCUGCCACCCAAAAAAACUCCUCGCCAUUACUUUGUCUCGUUCUUUUUCUUUAUUACUGUCUCUGCGAUUUCUUGCAGUUUUCUUUGUUCGUCUGCCACCCAAAAUACUCAUUAUUUCUCAUUUUUCUUUGUUCGUCUACUUUGUCUGCUUUCACUUCUUUGUCAAUUUUCUUUGUUCGUCUGCCACCCAAAAUACCAUUAUUCCCCCUUUUUCCUUUAUUACUUUGUCUGCAGUUCUUGCAAUUUUCUUUGUUCGUCUGCCACCCAAAAGCCAUUUCCUUUACUUUUCUCGCUUUCCUUUGUUUCCCCUUUUUUAUUACUUUGUCUGCAGUUCUUGCAGUUUUUCUUUAUUCGUCUGCCACCCAAAAUGCCAUUAUUUCUCCUUUCCUUUUUGUCUGCGAUUUCUUGCAGUUUUCUUUGUUCGUCUGCCACCCAAAAUGCCAUUACUUCUCCUUUCCUUUAUUACUUGUCUACGUUCUUGCAGUUUUUCUUUGUUCGUCUGCCACCCAAAAUUUUAUUUCUCGCUUUCCUUUAUUACUUUCUUUCUUGCAGUUUUCUUUGUCAUCUGCCACCCAAAAUGCCAUUGUUCUCCCUUUCCUUUAUUACUUUGUCUGCAAGUUCUUACAUUUUCUUUGUUCCUCUGCCACAAAACUCCUCUUUCCUUGUUACUUUGUCUGCAGUUCUCACAGUUUUCUUUGUUCAUUACUCUCCUUUCCUUUAUUACUUUGUCUUGCAGUUCUUGCAAUUUUUUCUUUAUUCAUCUGCCACCAAAAACCAUUAUUUCAUUUUCCUUUAUUACUUUGUCUGCAAUUCUUGCAAUUUUCUUUGUUCAUCUACAAAUACCAUUACUCCUCUUUCCUUUAUUACUUUGUCUGCAGUUCUUGCAGUUUUUCUUUGUUCGUCUGCCAAAAAUACCAUUAUUCCUCAUUUUCCUUUAUUACCUUUGUCUGCGAAGUUCUUGCAAUUUUCUUUGUUCGUCUGCCACCCAAAAUACCAUUACUCUCCUUUCCUUCUUUGUCUCCAGUUCUUGCAGUUUUUCUUUGUUCACCCAAAUGCAUUUCCUCGCUUUCCUUUAUUACUUUGUCUGCUGAGUUUCUUUUUCUUUUUUCGUCUGCCACCCAAAAAUGCCAUUACUCCUCGCUUUCCUUUAUUACUUUGUCUGCAGUUCUUGCAGUUUUCUUUGUUCGUCUGCCACCAAAAAAUGCCAUUACUUCUCCUUUCCUUUAUUCCUUUGUCUGCCACUAAAAAGUUCUUUUCACAUUACUUUGCAAUUUUUUUUUCUUUGUUCGUCUGCCACCAAAAUGCCAUUAUUUCUCCUUUUCCUUUAUUACUUUGUCUGCGAAGUUCUUGCAUUUUCUUUGUCUGCCACCCAAAUUGCACCAUUACUCCUCAUUUUCCUUUAUUACUUUGUCUGCAAUUCUUGCAAUUUUCUUUAUUCAUCUGCCAAAAUACCAUUAUUCUCCUUUCCUUUAUUACUUUGUCUGCGAGUUCUUGCAGUUUUUCUUUAUUCUCUGCCACCAAAAAUGCCAUUACUCCUCACUUUCCUUUAUUACUUUGUCUGCAAUUCUUGCAGUUUUCUUUGUUCGUCUGCCACCAAAAUGCCAUUAUUUCUCCUUUCCUUUAUUACUUUGUCUGCAGUUCUUGCAAUUUUCUUUGUUCCUCUGCCACCCAAAAAGCCAUUACUCCUCGCUUUCCUUUAUUACUUUGUCUGCGAUUUUCUUGCAGUUUCUUUGUUCGUCUGCCACCAAAAAUACCAUUAUUUCUCCCCUUUCCUUUAUUACUUUUGUCUGCGAAGUUCUUGCAGUUUUUCUUUCAUUCGUCUGCCACCAAAAUGCCAUUACUCCUCGCUUUCCUUUAUUACUUUGUCUGCAGUUCUUGCAGUUUUCUUUGUUCCUCUGCCACUAAAAAGCCACUCCUCGCUUUCCUUUAUUACUUUGUCUGCAGAAGUUCUUGCAAUUUUCUUUGUUCGUCUGCCACCAAAAAAUACCGGCCUCACUCCUUUAUUACUCUUUGUUCGUUUCCUUUCUCCUUUCUAACUUUAACCCUUUGUCUGCAAGUUCUUGCAAUUUUCUUUGUUCCUCUGCCACCCAAAAUACCAUUACUCCUCUUUCCUUUGUUACUUGUCUGCGAGUUCUUGCAAUUUUCUUUGUUCAUCUACCACCCAAAAUACCAUUUCUCGCUUUCCUUUAUUACUUUGUCUGCAGUUCUUGCAGUUUUUCUUUGUUCGUCUGCCACCCAAAUACCAUUACUCUCACUUUCCUUUAUUACUUUGUCUGCAGAAAUUCUUGCAGUUUUUCUUGUUCGUCUGCCACCCAAAAUGCCUUACUCCUCGCUUUCCUUUAUUACUUUGUCUGCGAAUUCUUGCAAUUUUCUUUGUUCAUCACCACCCAAAAAUACCAUUACCACUCUUUCCUUUAUUACUUUGUCUGCAGUUCUUGCAGUUUCUUUGUUCGUCUGCCACCCAAAAUGCCAUUUCUCGCUUUCCUUUAUUACUUUGUCUGCAGUUCUUGCAGUUUUUCUUUGUUCAGAUUCUUGCAGUUUUCUUUAUUUCGUCUGCCAAAAUACCAUUAUUCCCUCCCUUUCCUUUAUUACUUUGUCUGCGAAGUUCUUGCAGUUUUCUUUGUUCCUCUGCCACCCAAAAUACUCUUAUUUUCUUUAUUACUUUGUCUGCAAUUCUUGCAUUUCUUUGUUCGUCUGCCACCAAAAUUUCUCCUCGCUUUCCUUUUACUUUGUUUCUUGCAGUUUCUUUAUUCCUGCCACCAAAAUACCAUUAUUUCUACUCAAAAUACUUUCCUUUAUUACUUUGUCUGCAAUUCUUGCAGUUUUCUUUGUUCGUCUGCCACCCAAAAUACCAUUACUCCUCGCUUUCCUUUAUUACUUUUGUCUGCAGUUCUUGCAGUUUUCUUUGUUCGUCUGCCACCAAAAAUACCAUUUAUUUCUCGCUUUCCUUUUAUUGCUUUGUCUGCGAAGUUCUUGCAGUUUUCUUUGUUCGUCUGCCACCCAAAAUGCCAUUAUUUCUCGCUUUCCUUUGUUACUUUGUCUGCAGUUCUUGCAGUUUUUCUUUGUUCCUCUGCCACCCAAAAUGCCAUUAUUUCUCGCUUUCCUUUAUUACUUUGUCUGCAGUUCUUGCAGUUUUUCUUUUUCAUCUACUCUGCAAAAUACCAUUAUUUCUCUUUCCUUUAUUACUUUGUCUGCAAGUUCUUGCAUUUUCUUUGUUCAUCUGCCACAAAAAUACCAUUAUUUCUCCCCUUUAUUACUUUGUCUGCAAUUCUUGCACUUUGUUCGUCCACAAAAAUACCAUUAUUUCUCUUUCCUUUAUUACUUUGUCUGCAAUUCUGCAAUUUUCUUUAUUCAUCUACCACCCAAAAUACCAUUACUCCUCUUUCCUUUAUUACUUUUGUCUGCAGUUCUUGCAAUUUCUUUGUUCAUCUACCAUCAAAAAUACCAUUUCUCACUUUCCUUUAUUACUUUGUCUGCAGAGUUCUUGCAGUUUUCUUUGUUCGUCUGCCACCCAAAAUGCCAUUAUUUCUCACUUUCCUUUAUUACUUUGUCUGCGAGUUCAUUGCAGUUUUCUUUGUUCGUCUGCCACCCAAAAAUGCCAUUACUCCUCAUUUCCUUUGUUUUUGUCUCGAAGUUUUUUCUUUGUUCCUCACCACCACCCAAAUAUUUCUCGCUUUCCUUUACUUUGUCUGCGAGUUCUUGCAGUUUUCUUUGUUCGUCUGCCACCCAAAAUGCCAUUAUUCCUCGCUUUCCUUUAUUACUUUGUCUGCAGUUCUUGCAGUUUCUUUGUUCCUCUACCAAUAAAAUCCAUUACUUCUCUUUCCUUUAUUACUUUGUCUGCAGGCUCUUGCAAUUUCUUUCGUUCUACUGCCACCAAAUUACUCUCUUUCUUUUAUUACUUUGUCUUGCAGGGUCUUACAAUUUUUCUUUGUUCGUCUGCCACCAAAAAUACCAUUACCCUCACUUUCUCUUUCUUGCAAUUUUCUUUGUUCAUCUACUUUGUCUCCAGCGAUUUCUUGCAAUUUUCUUUGUUCGUCUGCCACCCAAAAAUACCAUUAUUUCUCACUUUCGCUAUUACUUCUCAAUUUUCUUUCUUCGUCUGCCACCAAAAUUUCUCCUCCCUUUCCUUUGUACUUUGUCUGCAGUUCUUGCAAUUUUCUUUGUUCCUCUGCCACUAAAAAAAGCAUGUUUCUCUUUUCCUUUAUUACUUUUGUCUGCAAGUUCUUGCAAUUUUUUCUUUUGUUCGUCUGCCACCCAAAUACCAUUCUCCUCGCUUUUCCUUUAUUACUUUGUCUGCGUGAUCUUGCAGUUUUCUUUGUUUCUCUACCACCCAAAAGCCAUUAUUUCUCGCUUUCCUUUAUUACUUUGUCUGCGAGUUCUUGCAGUUUUCUUUGUUCCUCCACCAAAAUGCCAUUAUCCUCGCUUUUCCUUUAUUACUUUGUCUGCAGUUCUUGCAAUUUUCUUUUUGUUCCAUCUGCUCCUCCUAAAAAUACCAUUUCCUCUACUUUCCUUUUCCUUUAUUACUUUGUCUGCAGUUUCUUGCAGUUUUCUUUCUUCAUCUGCCACCCAAAUCCUCACUUUCCUUUAUUAUUUCUCGCAAAAGUUCCUCCUUUUCAUUACCACUUUGUCUGCUUUCCUUUAUUACUGUUCUUGCAGUUUUCUUUGUUCGUCUACAAAGCAAAAUUAUUAUUUCCUCCUUUCCUUUAUUUUCUUUGUCUGCAAAAUUUGCAAUUUUUACUUUGUUCGUCUUUGGUUUUCACCAAAAAAAUACAUUCUCCUCCUUUCCCUUUAUUACUUUGUCUGCGAGUUUCUUGCAAUUUUCUUUUGUUCGUCUACCACCAAAAAUACCAUUAUUCCUCCCUUUCCUUUAUUACUUUUGUCUGCAGUUCUUGCAAUUUUCUUUGUUCUCUGCCACCUAAAUGCCAUUACCCUCACUUUCCUUUAUUACUUUGUCUGCGAGUUCUUGCAGUUUUCUUUCUUCGUCUGCCACCCAAAUACCAUUAUUUCUCGCUUUCCUUUAUUACUUUGUCUGAUUCUUGCAAUUUUUCUUUGUUCGUCACCUGCCAAAAAAUGCCAUACUCCUCCUUUCCUUUAUUACUUUUGUCUGCGAGUUCUUGCAGUUUUCUUUGUUCAUCUGCCACCCAAAAUACCAUUAUCUCCUUUCCUUUGUUACUUUGUCUGCGAGUUCUUGCAAUUUUUCUUUGUUCAUCUGCCACCCAAAAAUGCCAUUAUUUCUCCUUUCCUUUAUUACUUUUGUCUGCAGUUCUUGCAAUUUUUCUUUGUUCGUCUGCCACCCAAAAUACCAUUAUUUCUCCCUUUCCUUUAUUACUUUGUCUGCAGUUCUUGCAAUUUUCUUUGUUCCUCUGCCACCCAAAAAUACCAUUAUUUCUCAUUUCCUUUAUUACUUGUCUGCAAUUCUUGCAGUUUUUCUUUAUUCAUCUGCCACCCAAAAAUACCAUUACUCCUCCUUUCCUUUAUUACUUUGUCUCCGAAAUUCUUGCAAUUUUCUUUGUUCGUCUACCACCAAAUACCAUUAUUUCUCUUUUCCUUUAUUACUUUGUCUGCAGUUUCUUGCAGUUUUCUUUGUUCAUCUACCACCCAAAAUGCCAUUAUUUCUCCUUUCCUUUAUUACUUUGUCUGCAGUUCUUGCAGUUUUCUUUGUUCAUCUGCCACCCAAAAUACCAUUACUCCUCCUUUCCUUUAUUACUUUGUCUGCAGUUCUUGCAGUUUUCUUUGUUGUCUGCCACCCAAAAUACCAUUACUCUCGUUUUCCUUUAUUACUUUGUCUGCAGUUCUUGCAAUUUUUCUUUGUUCGUCUGCCACCCAAAAAUACCAUUAUUCUCCUUUCCUUUAUUACUUUGUCUGCAGUUCUUGCAAUUUUCUUUGUUCGUCUACCACCAAAAUACCAUUAUUUCUCCUUUCCUUUAUUACUUUGUCUGCAAUUCUUGCAAUUUUCUUUAUUCAUCUGCCACCCAAAAAUACCAUUACUCCUCUUUCCUUUAUUACUUUGUCUGCAAUUCUUGCAAUUUUUCUUUGUUCGUCUGCCACCCAAAUGCCAUUAUUCCUCAUUUUCCUUUAUUACUCUGUCUGCAUUCUUGCAAUUUUCUUUGUUCAUCUACCACCCAAAAAAUACCAUUAUCCUCAUUUCCUUUAUUACUUUGUCUGCGAAUUCUUGCAAUUUUCUUUAUUCAUCUACCCAAAAAUACCAUUCUCUCGCUUUCCUUUAUUACUUUGUCUGCAGUUCUUGCAAUUUUCUUUGUUCGUCUGCCACCCAAAAAUACCAUUAUUUCUCUCUUUCCUUUAUUCUUUGUCUCUGUUCUUGCAAUUUUUCUUUGUUCAUCUGCCACCCAAAUACCAUUACUCCUCCUUUCCUUUAUUACUUUGUCUGCAGGGUUCUUGCAGUUUUCUUUGUUCGUCUGCCACCAAAAAUCCAUUACUCCUCGUUUUCCUUUAUUCACUUUGUCUGCGCGUUCUUGCAGUUUUCUUUGUUCGUCUGCCACCCAAAAUACCAUUAUUUCUCCCUUUCCUUUGUACUUUGUCUGCAAUUCUUGCAAUUUUUCUUUGUUCGUCUACCACCCAAAAUACCAUUUACUCUCCUUUCCUUUUAUUACUUUGUCUGCGCAUUCUUGCAAUUUUCUUUAUUCGUCUACCACCAAAAUACCAUUACUCCUCACUUUCCUUUAUUACUUUGUCUGCAAUUUCUUGCAGUUUUCUUUUGUUCGUCUGCCACCAAAAUACCAUUAUUUCUCUCUUUCCUUUAUUACUUUGUCUGCAGUUCUUGCAAUUUUCUUUGUUCGUCUGCCACCCAAAAUACCAUUCUCCUCAUUUUCCUUUAUUACUUUGUCUGCAGAGACUUGCAAUUUUCUUUGUUCGUCUGCCACCCAAAAUACCAUUCUCCUCGUUUUCCUUUAUUACUUUGUCUGCGAGUUCUUGCAGUUUUCUUUUUCGUCUGCCACCCAAAAUGCCAUUACUCUCCUUUCCUUUAUUACUUUGUCUGCAGUUCUUGCAGUUUUCUUUGUUCGUCUUCCACAAAAUACUUACUCUCAUUUUCCUUUAUUACUUUGUCUGCAGUUCUUGCAGUUUUCUUUAUUCAUCUGCCACCCAAAUACCAUUAUUUCUCCCUUUCCUUUAUUACUUUGUCUGCAGUUCUUGCAGUUUUCUUUGUUCGUCUGCCACCCAAAAUACCCCCUUUCUCGUUUUUCUUUAUUACUUUGUCUGCGCAUUCUUGCAAUUUUCUUUGUUCAUCUACCACCCAAAAUGCCAUUACUCCUCAUUUUUCACUUUACUUGUCUGCAAUUCUUGCAAUUUUCUUUGUUCAUCUACCACCCAAAAACCAUUACUCUCGUUUUCCCUUUAUUACUUUUGUCUGCAGUUCUCUUGCAGAUUUUUUUUUUGUUCGUCUGCCACCCAAAAUGCCAUUUCCUCAUUUUCCUUUAUUACUUUGUCUGCAGUUCUUGAGAUUUUUCUUUGUUCGUCUGCCCAAAAAUGCCAUUUUCUCAUUUUUCUUUAUUACCUUGUCUGCAAUUCUUGCAGUUUUUUUAUUCAUCUGCCACCUAAAAUGUCAACUGCUUCUCUUUUUCCGUUGAGUCCACUUUGUCUUAACCCUGAUCAAGUUUUCUUUGUUCGCUCUGCCACCCAAAAAAUCCAUUGCCUCUCCGCUUUCCUUUUUCUUACUUUGUUCUAUCACAUUCUUGCAAUUUUCUUUGUAUUCUUGUUCCACUUUUCUUUUGUUCGUCUGCCACCCCCAAAUUUCAAAAUACUAACGUUUUCCUUUGGAUGGCAGCUUUGUCUGCGAGUUCUUGCAGUUUUCUUUGUUCCUCUGCCACCUAAAAUGCCAUUAUUUCUCCCCUUCCUUUAUUACUUUGUCUGCAGGUUCUUGCAGUUUUCUUUGUUCAUCUGCCACCCAUCACCAUUCUCCUCAUUUUCCUUCUUAUUGUCUGCGAGUUCUUGCAAUUUUCUUUGUUCAUCUGCCACCCAAAAAUACCAUUAUUCCUCCUUUUCCUUCUUACUGUGUCCGAGUUCUUGCAGUUUUUCUUUGUUCAUCUGCCACCCAAAAUGCCAUUAUUUCUCCGCUUUCCUUUAUUACUUUGUCUGCAGUUCUUGCAAUUUUCUUUGUUUCUCUGCCACCCAAAAAUACCAUUAUUCUCCCUUUCCUUUAUUACUUUGUCUGCAGUUCUUUGCAGUUUUUCUUUGUUCCUCUACCACCCAAAAAUACCAUUAUUUCUCAUUUCCUUUAUUACUGUCUGCAGUUCUUGCAGUUUUCUUUGUUCAUCUGCCACCCAAAAAUACUACAUUAUUUCUCUUUCCUUUAUUACUUUGUCUCCGAGUUCUUGCAAUUUUCUUUGUUCGUCUACCACCCAAAAUACCAUUACUUCUCGUUUUCCUUUAUUACUUUGUCUGCAGUUCUUGCAAUUUUCUUUGUUCAUCUGCCACCCAAAAUGCCAUUAUUUCUCUUUCCUUUAUUACUUUUGUCUGCGAGUUUCUUGCAGUUUUUUUCUUUGUUCCUCUGCCACCCAAAUGCCAUUAUUUCUCGCUUUCCUUUAUUACUUUGUCUGCGAGUUCUUGCAGUUUUUUACUGUUCCUCUGCCACCCAAAAUGCCAUUAUUCUCGUUUUCCUUUAUUACUUUGUCUGCGAAGUUGCAAUUUUCUUUGUUCGUCUACCCAAAAUGCCAUUAUUUCCUUUUCCUUUGUUACUUUUUGUCUGCAGGAUUCUUGCAGUUUUUCUUUGUUCAUCUACCACCCAAAAUACCAUUACUUUUCCUUUAUUACUUUGUCUUUGUUCGUUUUCUUUUUCAUCCCACCACCCAAAAUACCAUUAUUUCUCCUUUCCUUUAUUACUUUGUGUGCAAAAUUCUUGCAAUUUUCUUUAUUCAUCUGCCACCCAAAAAUACCAUUACUCGCUUUUCCCUUUAUUACUUUGUCUGCAAUUCUUGCAGUUUUCUUUUGUUCAUCUGCCACAAAAUACCAUUAUUUCCCUUUUCCUUUAUUACUUUGUCUGCAGAAGUUCUUGCAGUUUCUUUAUUUCAUCUGCCACCAAAUACCAUUAUUCCUCCUUUUCCCACUAUUACUUUGUCUGCAUUCUUGCAGUUUUUUUUUUUCGUCUCUGCAGCCAAAAUGCCAUUACUUCUCUUUUCCUUUUACUUUGUCUGCAGUUUCUUGCAAUUUUCUUUGUUCCUCUACCACCCAAAAUGCAUUACUCCUCUUUCCUUUAUUACUUUGUCUGCAGUUCUUGCAGUUUUUUCUUUUGUUCAUCUGCCACCUAAAAUACCAUUCCUCCUCGUUUUCCUUUAUUGCUUUGUCUGAAGUUCUUGCAAUUUUUCCCGAUUUCAUCUACCACCCAAAAUUUCUUUUGAUUUCUUUGUUCGUCUACCACCCAAAAAUACCAUUCUUCUCAUUUCCUUUAUUACUUUGUCUGCGAGACACUUGCAAUUUUUUUCUUUAUUCAUCUGCCACCCAAAAUACCAGCCUCCUCAUUUUCUUUAUUACUUUGUCUGCAAAAAUUUCUUACAGUUUUCUUUGUUCAUCUGCCACCCCAAAUGCCAUUUUCCUUUUUGUCUCACUUUUGCAAUUUUCUUUGUUCGUCUACCACCCAAAAUACCAUUACUCCUCGCUUUCCUUUAUUACUUUUUCUACGUUCAUUUUCUUUGUUCAUCUACCCCCAAAAUACCAUUAUUUCUCACUUUCCUUUAUUACUUUGUCUGCAGUUCUUGCAAUUUUCUUUGUUCAUCCUGCCACCCAAAAUACCAUUGUUUUCUUUGUACUCGCUUUGCCUUUAUUUGUUUGUCUGCAAAUGCAUUCUCCUCGCUUUCUUUUAGUUUUGUCUUUCUUGCAGUUUUCUGCCACCCAAAAAUGCCAUUAUUUCUCGUUUUCCUUCAUUACUUUGUGUGCAGUUCUUGCAGUUUCUUUGUUCGUCUAUACACCCAAAAAUGCCAUUAUUUCUCGCUUUCCUUUAUUACUUUGUCUGCAGUUCUUGAUUUCUUUGUUCAUCUGCCACCCAAAAUACCAUUACUUCUCCUUUUCCUUUAUUACUUUGUCUGCAGUUCUUGCAGUUUUCUUUGUUCUCCAUACCAAAAUACCCUUCUCCUCUUUCCUUUAUUACUGUCUGCAAUUCUUACAGUUUUUCUUUCUUCGUCUGCCACCCAAAAUACCAUUAUUUCUCCUUUCCUUUAUGUUUGUCUACAGUUCCACAGUUUCUUUGUUCGUCUGCCACCAAAAAUACCAUUAUUUCUCUUUUCCUUAUUACUUUUGUCUGCGAAAUUCUUGCAAUUUUCUUUGUUCAUCUGCCACAAAAAAUGCCAUUUACUUCUCCUUUCCUUUAUUACUUUGUUCUCUGCGAUUCUUUGUUCAUUUCUUUCGUCCUGCAAAAUACCAUUAUUUCUCUUUUCUUUAUUACUUUUGUCUGCAGUUUCUUGCAGUUUUCUUUCAUCUGCCACCCAAAAUGCAUUAUUUCUCGCUUUCCUUUAUUACUUUGUCUGCAGUUCUUGCAGUUUUCUUUGUUCGUCUGCCACCCAAAAAUGCCAUUACUUUCGCUUUUCCUUUAUUACUUUUGUCUGCAGUUCUUGCAGUUUUCUUUUGUUCGUCUGCCACCCAAAUACCAUUAUUUCUCGCUUUCCUUUAUUACUUUGUCUGCGAGUUCUUUUUGUUUUCUUUGUUCGUCUGCCACCCAAAAUGCCAUUAUUCCUCGUUUUUCCUUUAUUACUUUGUCUGCAGUUCUUGCAGUUUUCUUUUGUUCGUCUGCCACCAAAAAUGCCAUUACUCCUCACUUUCCUUUAUUACUUUGUCUGCAGUUCUUGCAAUUUUUCUUUUGUUCAUCUUCCACCCAAAAUACCAUUAUUCCUCAUUUUCCUUUAUUACUCUGUCUGCAAGUUCUUGCAGUUUUCUUUUCAUCUACCACCCAUGCAUUAUUUCUCCUUUCCUUUAUUACUUUGUCUGCGAAUUCUUGCUGUUUUUCUUUGUUCAUCCACCACCAAAAAAUACCCAUUUCUCCUUUUCUUUAUUACUCUGUCUGCAGCAUUCUUGCAAUUUUUCUUUGUUCAUCUACCACCCAAAAAUACCAUUACUCUCAUUUUCCUUUAUUACUCUGUCUGCAUUUUCUUGCAAUUUUGCUUUGUUCGUCUACCACCCAAAUACCAUUAUUUCUCCUUUUCUUUUAUUGCUUUGUCUGCGGAUUCUUGCAGUUUUUCUUUGUUCGUCUGCCACCCAAAAUGCCAUUUCCCUCGAUUUCCUUUAUUCGCUUUCUCUGCAGUUCUUGCAAUUUUCUCUGUUCGUCAGCCAGCAAAAUGCCAUUAUUCAUCCUUUUCCUUUAUUACCUUGUCUGCGCGUUCUUGCAGUUUUUUUGUUCGUCUACACAAAAAUGUCAUUUACUCCUCUCAUUAAUUUCUUUGUUCAUCUGCCACCCAUUCGUUCAUAUUUCUCGUUUUCCUUUAUUACUUUGUCUUGCUCUUCUUGCAAUUUCUUUGUUCGUCUGCAAAUACCAUUAUUUCUCAUUUCCUUUUUUUUUUUUUUUUUUUCUUGCAAUUUUUUUUCUUUAUUCAUCUGUUCCCCAAAAUUCCAUUAUAAAGAUCACAUUCCUUUAUUACUUUGUCUUGUUCGAGGCCCAGUUUUCUUUGUUCAUCAUUUUCAAAUCGCUAACUCGCUUUCCUUUGCUUACUUUGUCUGCAAUUCUUGCAUUUUCUUUAUUUCGUCUGCCACCAAAAAUACCAUUAAUCCUCCUUUCCUUUAUUACUUUGUCUGCUCAUUCUUGCAGUUUUCUUUGUUCUUCUUGCAGUUUUCUUUGUUCGUCUUGACCACCCAAAAUGCCAUUACUCCUCCUUUCCUUUCAUUACUUUGUUUGCUCGUUCUUGCAUUUUUCUUUGAUAUCUUGCCAUUCAAAAUUUAUUACUUCUCGUUUGUCCUUUAUUUCUUUGUCUGUUCUUUCUUGCAAUUUUCUUUUUUCCUCUGCCACCCAAAAUGCCCAUACUCACUCAUUUUUCUUUUUACUUUGUCUGCAGUUCUUGCAGUUUUGUUUGUUCGCUUUGAAAAUCCCAUUACUCUCAUUUUCCUUCGCUUUAUUACUUUGUCUUUGCUUGUUCUUGAAUUUCUUUCCAUCAUCUCCACCCAAAAUACCAUUACUCUCCUUUCUUCAUUACUUUGUUGCUCGUUCAGUUUUCUUCUGUCCCACCCAAAUACCAUUGCUCUCGCUUUCCUUUCAUUACUUUGUCACUCGUUCUUGCAGUUUUCUUUGUUCCUCUGCCACCAAAAUGCCGUAUUUCUCAUUUUCCUUUAUUACUUUGUCUGCAGUUCUUGCAGUUUUGUUUAUUCAUCUACCACCAAAAUACCAUUAUUUCUCCACUUUCCUUUAUUACUUUUGUCUGCAGUUCUUGCAAUUUUCUUUAUUCAUCUGCCACCCAAAAUACCAUUCUCUCUCUUUCACUUUAUUACUUUGUCUGCAGGCUUUUGCAAUUUCUUUGUUCAUCUACCACCCAAAUGCCAUUACUCCUCACUUUCCUUUAUUACUUUGUCUGCAGUUCUUGCAUUUUCUUUAUUCAUCUGCCACCAAAAUACCUUCUCCCUCAUUUUCCCUUUAUUACUGUGUCUGCAUUCUUGCAGUUUUCUUUGUUCGUCUGCCCCCAAAAAUACAUUAUUUCAUUUUCCUUUAUUACUUUGUCUGCAGUUCUUUGCAGUUUCUUUGUUCCUCUGCCACCCAUGCCAUCUCCUCGCUUUCCUUUUACUUUGUCUGCGAGGUUCUUGCAGUUUUCUUUGUUCGUCUGCCACCAAAAAAUGCCAUGUUUCUCUCUUUCCUUUAUUACUUUGUCUGCAAUUCUUGCAAUUUUCUUUGUUCGUCUGCCACCCAAAAAUACCAUUACUCCUCACUUUUCCUUUAUUACUUUGUCUGCAGUUCUUGCAGUUUUCUUUCUUCAUCUACCACCCAAAUGCCAUUACUCCUCGCUUUCCUUUUACUUUGUCUGCAAUUCUUGCAAUUUUCUUUGUUCGUCUACCACCCAAAAAUACCAUUACUCUCCUUUUCCUUCUUACUUUGUCUGCGCGUUCUUGCAGUUUUCUUUGUUCUCUGCCACCAAAAAUGCCAUUAAUCCUCGUUUUUUUUUUUUCCUUUAUUACUUUGUCUUGGAAGUUCUUGCAAUUUUCUUUGUUCAUCUACCACCCAAAAUACUCCUUCUCUUUCCUUUAUUACUUUGUCUGCGCAUUCUUGCAAUUUUCUUUCGUCUGCCACCCAAAAUACCAUUAUCCUCGCUUUCCUUUAUUACUUUGUCUGAAGUUCUUGCAGUUUUCUUUAUUCUCUACCACCCAAAUGCCUUCAUUCCUCGCUUUUUCUUUAUUACUUUGUCUGCGAGUUCUUUGCAAUUUUCUUUGUUCGUCUGCCACCCAAAAUGCCAUUGUUUCUCGCUUUCCUUUGCUUUGUCUGCGAAGUUCUUGCAGUUUUCUUUGUUCGUCUGCCACCCAAAUACCGUAUUCUCCUUUUCACUUUAUUACUUUGUCUCCAAUUCUUGCCAGUUUCUUUUGUUCAUCUGCCACCCAAAAUGCCAUUUCCUCUUUCGCUAUUACUUUGCAAAAUUCUUGCAAUUUUCUUUUAUUCGUCUGCCACCCAAAAUACCAUUAUUUCUCACUUUCCUUUAUUACUUUGUCUACGAUUUUGCAGUUUUUCUUUUGUUCAUCUGCCACCCAAAAUGUUACUCCUCCUUUCCUUUUGUACUUUGUCUCAAGUUCUUGCAGUUUUUCUUUGUUCGUCUGCCACCCAAAAUACCAUUGUUCCUCGCUUUCCUUUAUUACUUUGUCUGCGGUUCUUGCAGUUUCUUUGUUCGUCUGCCGCCCGUACCAUUGCCUCGCUUUCCUUUAUUACUUUUGUCUGCGCGUUCUUGCAAUUUUCUUUUGUUCGUCUGCCACCCAAAAUACCAUUACUCUCCGUUUUUCCUUUAUUACCUUUGUCUGCGAGUUCUUGCAGUUUUCUUUGUUCCUUCUUGCAAUUUUCUUUGUUCGUCUGCCACCAAAAAUGCCAUUAUUUCUCGCUUUUUUGUCUUUGAUUACUUUGUCCAUCUGCGAGUUCUUAAUCCUCAUUUUUCUUUGUUCCUCUGCCACCCAAAAUACCAUUACUCCUCGUUUUCCUUUAUUACUUUGUCUACAGUUCUUGCAAUUUUUCUUUGUUCGUCUGCCACCCAAAUACCAUUAUUUCUCUUUCCUUUAUUACUUUGUCCACAUUCUUGCAUUUUCUUUGUUCCUCUACCCACCCAAUACCAUUACUCUCACUUCCUUUAUUACUUUGUCUGCAGUUCUUGCAAUUUUCUUUGUUCAUCUGCCACCAAAUACCAUUAUUUCUCCCUUUCCUUUAUUACUUUGUCUGCGAAGUUCUUGCAGUUUUCUCUUUAUUCCUCUACCACCAAAAUACCAUUACUCCUCAUUUUUCCUUUAUUACUUUGUCUACAGAAAUUUCAAUUUUCUUUGUUCAUCUACCACCAAAAUACCAUUAUUCUCCUUUCCUUUAUUACUUUGUCUCCAAUUCUUGCAGUUUUCUUUCCUCUUAUUACUUUUUCACAACCCACUUUGUGCAGUUCUUGCAUUUUCUUUGUUCCUCUGCCACCCAAAAUACCAUUACUUCUCGCUUUUCCUUUAUUACUGUCUGCGAGUUCUUGCAGUUUUCUUUGUUCGUCUGCCACCCAAAAAUGCCAUUAUUUCUCCGCUUUCCUUUAUUACUGUGUGCGAGUUCUUGCAGUUUUCUUUGUUCGUCUGCCCACCCAAAAAUGCCAUUAUUUCUCGCUUUCCUUUAUUACUUUGUCUGCAGGUUCUUGCAGUUUCUUUUGUUCUCUGCACCCAAAAUACCCAUUAUUUCUCGCUUUCCCCUUUAUUACUUUGUCUGCAGUUCUUGCAAUUUUCUUUGUUCGUCACCAUUAAAAUGCAUUAUUUCUCACUUUCCUUUAUUACUUUGUCUGCAGUUCUUGCAGUUUUUUCUUUGUUCUCUUACCCAAAAUGCCAUUACUCCUCCUUUCCCUUUGUUACUUUGUCUGCAGUUCUUGCAAUUUUCUUUGUUCAUCUGCCACCCAAAAUACAUUACUCCUCGCUUUCCUUUAUUACUUUGUCACAGAGUUCUUGCAGUUUUUCUUUGUUCAUCUGCCACCCAAAUCUCCAUUCUUUCUCACUUUCACUUUAUUACUUUCUCUACAAUUUUGCAGUUUUCUUUGUUUCUCUACCACCAAAAUACCAGCUACUCCUCUUUCCUUUAUUAACCCACUUUUGCUCUUUUCCAUUACUCCUCGUUUCCUUUAUUACUUCCGUCGUUCGUUCUCAUUACAUUUUCUUUGUUCAUCUGACACCCUUGCUCGUCUCCUCGCCUUUCCUUCUCAUUACUUUGUCUCCAGUUCUUGCAUUUUCAUUGUUCAUCUGCCACCGUCCAUUAUUUCUCAUUUUCCUUUAUUACUUUGUCUGCAUUCUUAGUUCUUGCAAUUUUCUUUGUUCGUCUGCCACAAAAAUGCCAUUACUCCUCGCUUUCCUUUUUACUUUGUCUGCAGAAUUCUUGCAAUUUUAUUUUUCGUCUGCCACCCAAAAUGCCAUUACUCUCCUUUCACUUUAUUACUUUGUCUGCGAGUUCUUGCAAUUUUCUUUGUUCCUCUGCCACCCAAAAAUACCAUUAUUUCUCCCUUUCCCUUUAUUUGUUUGUCCUGCAAUUCUUGCAAUUUUCUUUGUUCGUCUACCCAAAAUACCAUUCUCCCUCGCUUUCCUUUAUUUUACUUUGUCUGCAGUUCUUUUUUUUUCUUUGUUCAUCUGCCACCCAAAAUACCAUUAUUUCUCACUUUCCUUUGGCCACUUUGUCUCUGCAGUUCUUGCAAUUUUCUUUUUUCUUUGUUCCAUCUGCCACCCAAAAUACCAUUACUCCUCGUUUUCCUUUAUUACUUUGUCUGCAGUUCUUGCAGUUUUCUUUGUUCAUCUGCCACCAAAAUGCCAUUAUUCCUCACUUUCCUUUAUUACUUUGUCUGCGAGUUCUUGCAGUUUUCUUUGUUUCGUCUGCCACCCAAAAUGCCAUUACUCCUCUUUUUCCUUUAUUACUUUUGUCUGCGAGUUCUUUGCAGUUUUCUUUGUUCGUCUGCCACCUAAAAUACCAUUCCUCCCUCAUUUUCCUUUAUUACUUUGUCUGCAGUUCUUGCAAUUUUUCUUUGUUCAUCUACCCAAAUGCCCUUCCUUCCUCAUUUUCCUUUAUUACUGUCUGCAAUUCUUGCAGUUUUCUUUAUUCUCUACCCAAAAUACCAUUCUCUCAUUUUCCUUUAUUACUUUUGUCUGCAAGUUCUUGAAGUUUUCUUUAUUCGUCUCUGCCACCCAAAUACCCUUCUCCCUCAUUUUCCUUUAUUACUUUGUCUGCAAUUCUUGCAAUUUUCUUUGUUCGUCUACCCAAAAUACCCAAAAUACUUUAUUACUUUCUCCCUUUCCUUUAUUACUUUGUCCUUUCCUGCAGUUCUUGCAAUUUUCUUUGUUCAUCUGCCACCCAAAAAUACCAUUAUUUCUCUUUCCUUUAUUACUUUCUGCAGUUCUUGCAGUUUCUUUAGUUUCUUGCAGUUUUCUUUAUUCGUCUGCCACCCAAAAAUACCAUUAUUUCGCUUUUCCUUUAUUAAUUUGUCUUGAGUUCUUUUUGUUUUACUUUGUUCGUCUGCUACCAAAUGCCAUUAUUCCUCCUUUCCUUUAUUACUUUGUCUCUCAGUUCUUGCAGUUUCUUUGUUCGUCUACCACCCAAAAUACCAUUAUUUCUCUUUCCUUUAUUACUUUCCUGCGGAAUUUCUUACCAUUUUCCUUUAUUCCUCCUGCCACCCAAAAUACCAUUCUUUCUCACUUUCCUUUAUUACUUUGUCUGCAGAUUCUUUUUUCUUUGUUCGUCUGCCACCCAAAUACCAUUACUCUCUUUUUCCCUUUGUACUGUUCUCGAAUUCUUGCAAUUUUUCUUUUGUUCUCUACCACCCAAAUACCCAUUAUUUCUUUCCUUUAUUACUUUGUCUGCAGUUGCUUGCAAUUUUCUUUGUUCUCUGCCACCAAAAUACCAUUAUCCUUUUCCUUUUAUUACUUUGUCUCUGCGAGAUUCUUGCAGUUUUUCUUUGUUCCUCUACCACCCAAAAAUGCCAUUAUUUCUCACUUUCCUUUAUUACUUGUCUGCAGUUCUUGCAGUUUUUUCUUUGUUCCUCUGCCACCCAAAAUGCCAUUAUUUCUCGCUUUCCUUUUAUUACUUUGUCUGAGUUCUUGCAGUUUUUCUUUGUUCCUCUGCCACCCAAAAUACCAUUAUUUCUCCUUUUCCUUUAUUACUUUGUCUGCAGUUCUUGCAGUUUUCUUUGUUCGUCUGCCACCCAAAUUUCUCCCAUUACUUUGUCCUCGCUUUCUUUGUUAUUACUUUGUCUGCCUUUAUUUUUCUUGCAGUUUUCUUUUGUUCGUCUGCCACCAAAAUACCAUUACUCCUCUUUCCUUUAUUACUUUGUCUGCAGUUCUUUUGAAAUUUUCUUUGUUCGUCUGCCACCCAAAAUACCAUUACUCCUCGCUUUCCCUUUAUUACUUUGUCUGCGAAAUUUCUUGCAGUUUUUCUUUUGUUCGUCUGCCACCCAAAAUGCCGUUAUCCUCGCUUUCCCUUUAUUACUUUGUCUGCAGGUUCUUGCAGUUUUUCUUUUGUUCGUCUGCCACCAAAUACCAUUAUUUCUCCUUUCCUUUAUUACUUUUGUCUGCAAGUUCUUGCAAUUUCUUUGUUCAUCUGCCACCAAAAAUACCAUUAUUUCUCGCUUUCCUUUAUUACUUUGUCUGCAGUUCUUGCAGUUUCUUUGUUCCUCUGCCACCCAAAUACCAUUACUCCUCCCUUUUCCUUUAUUACUUUGUCUGCAGUUCUUGCAGUUUCUUUAUUCAUCUGCCACCCAAAUACCAUUAUUUCUCAUUUCCUUAUUACUUUGUGUCUUGCAAAAGUUACAAUUUUCUUUUAUUCAUCUGCCACCAAAUACCAUUAUUCCUCACUUUCCUUUAUUACUUUGUCUCGAAGUUCUUGCAGUUUCUUUAUUUCGUCUACCACCAAAAUGCCAUUCUUCUCGUUUUCCUUUAUUACUUUGUCUGCGGAAUUUCUUGCAGUUUUCUUUUGUUCGUUCUGCCACCCAAAAAUGCCAUUACUCCUCUUUUCUUUUAUUACUUUGUCUGCGGUUCUUGCAGUUUUUCUUUGUUCGUCUCACCACCCAAAAAAUUACUCCUCGCUUUCCUUCCCAUUACUUUGUCUUACCUUGAAGUUCUUGCAGUUUUCUUAUUCGUCUACCACCAAAAUACCACCUUUCUCGUUUUCCUUUAUUACUUUUCUACUGCAGUUCUUGCAGUUUUUCUUUAUUCGUCUACCCAAAAUACCAUUGUUCUCGCUUUCCUUUAUUACUUUGUCUGCGAGUUCUUGCAGUUUCUUUGUUCGUCUGCCACCCAAAAUGCCAUUAUUUCUCGCUUUCCUGUUAUUACUUUGUCUGCGGAGUUCUUGCAGUUUCUUUGUUCGCGCAUUCUUGCACCAUUGCUUUUCUUUUGUUGCGAGUUCUUGCAGUUUCAACUUUGUUCGUCUGCAAAAAUACCAUUAAUCCUCAUUUUUCCUUUAUUACUUUGUCUGCGUUCUUUGCAUUUUCUUUUGUUCGUCUGCCACCCAAAUACCAUUACUCCUCCUUUCCUUUUUCCUUCUGCAUUCUUGCACUUUGUCUGCCACCCAAAUGCCAUUCUUGCAGUUUUUCUUUGUUUGUCUGCCAGCAAAAAUCUUUGUUCCAUUAAUCUCGUUUUUCCUUUAUUACUUUGUCUGCGGUUCUUGCAGUUUUUCUUUUGUUCGUCUGCCACCCGUCAUGCCAUUACUCUCGUUUUCCUUUAUUACUUUGUCUGCGAGUUCUUGCAGUUUUUCUUUGUUCGUCCUGCCACCCAAAAUGCCAUUACUCCUCGUUUUUCCGCUAUUACUUUGUCUGCGCGCGUUCUUGCAGUUUUCUUUUUCAUCUACCAAAAUGCCAUUACCCUCAUUUCCUUUAUUACUUGUCUGCAGUUCUUUUUUGAAGUUUUCUUUAUUCAUCUGCCACCCAAAAUACUAAGCCUCCUCCUUUCCUUUAUUACUCUGUCUGCAAGUUCUUGCAAUUUUCUUUGUUCGUCUGCCACCCAAAAUAUAUUACUCUCAUUUCCUUUAUUACUUUGUCUGCGAGUUCUUGCAAUUUUCUUUUGUUCGUCUACCACCAAAAAUACUCCCUCCUUUCCUUUAUUACUUUGUCUGCGAAGUUCUUGCAAUUUCUUUAUUUCAUCUGCAAUGCCAUUACUCUCCCUCCUUUCCUUUAUUACUUUGUCUGCGAAAUUCUUACAAUUUUUUCUUUGUUCGUCUGCCCAAAAAAUACCAUUACUCCUCUUUUCUUUUGUUCGUCUGCCACCCAAAAUGCCAUUAAUCCUCAUUUCCUUUGAUUACUUUGUCUGCGAGUUCUUACAUUUCUUUGUUGUCUUCCACCCAAAAUGCCAUUACUCCUCGUUUUUCCUUUAUUACUCUGUCUUAGAUUCUUGCAGUUUUCUUUGUUCGUCUGCCUUAAAAUUACCUCGCUUUCCUUUGUUUUGUCUUUUUGAGUUCUUGCCUUCUUUGUUCUGCAAUUCCUUAUUACUCUGUCUGCGCGUUCACACCGGUUUCUUUAUUCGUCUGCCACCAAAUACCAUUACUCCUCGUUUUCCCUUUAUUACUUUGUCUGCGUUCUUGCAAUUUUCUUUGUUCGUCUGCCCCCCAAAAAUGCCAUUAUUUCUCAUUUUCCUUUAUUACUGUCUGCUGCAAUUCUUGCAAUUUUUUUUUGUUCUUCUUCGUCCCAAAAUGCCAUUUCCCCUCGCUUUCCUUUAUUCCUUUUGUCUGCGAGUUCUUGCAGUUUUCUUUUGUUCGUCUGCCAGCAAAAAUGCCAUUAAUCUCAUUUCCUUUAUUACUUUGUCUGCAGCAUUCUUGCAAUUUUUUUGUUCGUCUGCCACCAAAAAAUCACCUGACCACACGCAAUUUUUCUUUAUUCAUCUGCCACCCAAAAUACCAUUAUUUCUCCUUUCCUUUAUUACUUUGUUUGCAGAAACCGGUUCAAUUCAGCGAAUUUCUUUAUUCAUCUGCCACCCAAAAUCAUUACUCAUCAGUUCCUUUAUUACUUUGUCUGCAAAGUCUUGCAAUUUUCUUUUCAUCUGCCACCCAAAAUGCCAUUACUCCUCGCUUUCUUUUAUUACUUUGUCUGCAGUUCUUGCAGUUUUCUUUUGUUCGUCUUACACCCAAUGCCAUUAUUUCUCCCGUUUUCCUUUAUUAAUUUGUCUGCGAUUCUUGCAGUUUUCUUUUGUUCGUCUGCCACCCAAAAUACCAUUAUUUCUCAUUUUCCUUCAAUACUUUGUCUGCAAAUUCUUGCAAUUUUCUUUAUUCAUCUACCACCCAAAAUACCAUUAUUUCUCCUUUCUUUAUUACUUUGUCUGCAGUUCUUGCAAUUUUCUUUUACAACAUCUGCCACCCAAAUACCAUUUCUCCCUCUUUCACUUUAUUACUUUGUCUGCAGUUCUUACAGUUUUCUUUUUCAUCUGCCACCCAAAAUACCAUUACUUCUCCUUUCCUUUGUUUUGUCUGCGAGUUCUUUGCAAUUUUCUUUGUUCGUCUGCCACCCAAAAUACCAUUCUACUUUCCUCGCUUUCUGCUUUAUUACUUUGUCUGCGAAAAUUCUCUCCUUUUUCUUUGUUCUUGCAGUUCUGCCACCCAAAAAAUACAAUACUCCUCGCUUUCCUUUAUUACUUUGUCUGCGAGUUCUUGCAAUUUUCUUUGUUCGUCUGCCAAAAAAAAACCAUUACUUCUCGCUUUUCUUUAUUACUUUGUCUGCGAUUUCUUUGCAGUUUUCUUUUUUCGUCUGCCACCCAAAAUACCAUUAUUCUCGCUUUCCUUUAUUACUUUGUCUGCGAAAUUCUUGCAAUUUCUUUGUUCGUCUGCCACCAAAAAUGCCAUUACUUCCUCGCUUUCCUUUAUUACUUUGUCUGCGAGUUCUUGCAGUUUUUCUUUGUUCGUCUGCCACUAAAAAGCCAUUACUCCUCGCUUUCCAGCUGUUACUUUGUCUGCAGUUCUUGCAGUUUCUUCGUCAUCUGCCACAAAAUGCCAUUGUUCUUACAGUUUUCUUUGUUCGUCCUGCCCACCCAAAUACCAUUAUUCUCAUUUUCCUUUAUUACUUUGUCUGCAGUUCUUGCAUUUUUUCUUUAUUUCUGCCACCAAAUACCAUUACUCUCGCUUUCCUUUAUUACUUUGUCUGCAUUCUUGCAAUUUUCUUUGUUCGUCUACCACCCAAAUACCAUUAUUUCUCGCUUUCCUUUAUUUCUUUGUCUGCAGAAAUUCUUGCAAUUUUCUUUUUUUUCGUCUGCCACCCAAAAUACCAUUACUCCUCGCUUUCACUUUAUUACUUUGUCUGCAAGUUCUUGCAAUUUUUCUUUGUUCGUCUGCCAAAAUACCAUUAUUUCUCGCUUUCCUUUGAUACUUUUGUGUGUGCAGUUCUUGCAGUUUUCUUUUGUUCGUCCUCCACCAAAUACCAUUAUUUCUCUUUUCCUUAUUUCUUUGUCCUGCAGUUCUUGCAAUUUUCUUUUUCGUCUGCCACCCAAAAAUGCCAUUAUUUCUCGCUUUCCUUUAUUACUUUGUCUGCGAGUUCUUGCAGUUUUCUUUGUUCGUCUGCCACCCAAAAAUGCCAUUACUCCCCUCGCUUUCCUUUAUUACUUUGUCUGCAAUUUCUUGCAGUUUUCUUUUUCAUCUGCCACCCAAAAUGCCAGCUUCUCCUCUCUUUCCUUUAUUACUUUGUCUGCAGAGUUCUUGCAAUUUUCUUUUUUCAUCUGCCACCCAAAAUACCAUUACUUCUCAUUUCCUUUAUUACUUUGUCUGCAGUCUUGCAGUUCUUGCACCCAAAUUUUCUUUCAUUUAUUGUCUGCUCUACCCAAAAAUGCAUUAUUUCUCCUUUCCUUUAUUACUUUGUCUGCAGUUCUUGCAAUUUUCUUUGUUCGUCUGCCACCCAAAAUACCAUUCUCCUCCCUUUCCUUUAUUACUUUGUCUGCAUUCUUGCAAUUUUUCUUUCCAUUCGUCUGCCACCAAAAUGCCAUUACUCCUCGCUUUCCUUUAUUACUUUGUCUCUGA
Molecule: messenger RNA, 26427 nt
Organism: Acanthosepion pharaonis
Lineage: Eukaryota; Metazoa; Mollusca; Cephalopoda; Sepiida; Sepiidae
Source: the annotation of a GenBank genome assembly